AUGGAUAGACUGGAAAUUAACAAAAAGAAAUUCUGUCGCCUGUGUUUGUCGGAAACUGUUAUAUCGCAUUCAUUACUUAAUGACGAUAAUACAGUAUUUUUAGAAGCUCUGACAGCAAUAAAGAUCGACGAAGACGAGCCAUUUCCAACAAUUGCAUGUGUCAAAUGCUGUUUCAAUUUAAAAUUUGCUUUCCAAAUUCAGCAAAACAUUCUAGAAGCUGACAGAAAGUUACAUAUGUUAGAGGAAAUUAAUAUGGAUGAACUGGACAUAAAAACUAGAAUAGUUGAUAAUGCAGUAGAAGUAGAAGAAAAAAUUCAGUCAGUGGAGGAAUGUAUCCUGGAUCACGAUUAUGAAGGACGCUCUAGUACUGAACCAUCCACUCCUUUGAGCAGAAAUUCUCCAAAAUCAACUGUAUCUGAACUUGAAACAGAAGAUUUGAAGAUUGCUGUCCAAUAUGAAACAGUAAAAACUGAACUCAAAUCUGACGAAGAUAAUUCAGUAGAGAAUGUAUUUGUAACAGAGACUGAGACUGAAGAACCGGUUCUUUUUUCUAAUUUCUUAGCAGAAGCCAACACUGAUGACAGUGAAAAAGUUCCUUGCAAGAUCUGUGGUCAAGAGUUUCUAGAUAAGGAUAUGCUGGACCAUGUGCAAUUCCAUUAUUUUUCUACCAUUAAGUGUGAUGAAUGUAACAUGAAUUGUGCCAAUAUACAUACAUAUAGGGAGCAUUUAGCACAGGCACAUAUAGAUUAUCCAGCUAAUAAGAGUUGGACAUGCAAAAUUUGCAAUGGAUCGUUCUUUUAUAAGCCUUUGUAUAUUAUACAUUUUAAGAGUGCCCACCAUGCCAAAGUUGACAAAGAAGAAAAACCCGGCAUAUAUCACUGUUAUCACUGUAAGAAGACGUUUUCCAAUGAAAGCAGGCGUACCGCCCAUACAGCCACCCACAAUAAAAAGCAAUGUGACAUUUGUGGCGUUUACAUUACUCCUUCAAAUUUUCCUGCCCAUCGGAAGAGCCAUUUGGAAAACGAAGUGGAAUGUCCAAUAUGUUUA
Molecule: messenger RNA, 1047 nt
Organism: Diabrotica balteata
Lineage: Eukaryota; Metazoa; Arthropoda; Insecta; Coleoptera; Chrysomelidae
Source: the annotation of a GenBank genome assembly